Messenger RNA from Grammomys surdaster, 3630 nucleotides. It is a transcript of the gene Dpp4, whose product is annotated as dipeptidyl peptidase 4. The record is from RefSeq and is a predicted model, not a curated record. The transcript is spliced from 26 exons. Bases 443 to 2731 code for a protein of 762 amino acids. Lineage: Eukaryota; Metazoa; Chordata; Mammalia; Rodentia; Muridae. Gene Ontology annotation, biological process: proteolysis. Gene Ontology annotation, molecular function: serine-type endopeptidase activity; dipeptidyl-peptidase activity.
CUGACAGACCUCUCAGGGAAAGAGAUAAGAGAACUGGCAGUUAGUUUCUGCAGUGAGCUGUGAAUCUCCCAAACUCCAUGCCCUCUUGGACCUCAGCUGCCUCACUUAUCCACGCAAGGGAACAACAGUUAAACCUCAAUGUGCAAUGUCCCUUUCGGCAAAGGGGGUUCGCUGUCCCCCGUGCCCGCCACUCACGGGGGCAGGGGGGACCUGCGUGCCACUCCCUGGCUCUCCUAGUGGUCCUUCCGCGCUGGGUCGGCUGACCCGCGCCCACACUGCUCACCGAAGCCCGCCUGGCGCUAACUAAUGUUUAACUCGGGCCGAAACUUGGCGGCGAGCUCAGGGUGACUGCGUGCAGAGCAGCGGCGCAGGACGUCAGUCUCCGCGGUGACUUCUGUCUGCGCUCAAGCUUCAGAGUUCAGUUUCAAGGAGCCGCCCGACCAUGAAGACACCGUGGAAGGUUCUUCUGGGACUGCUUGGUGUCGCUGCGCUUGUCACCGUCAUCACCGUGCCAGUGGUUCUGCUGAACAAAGAUGAAGCGGCAGCUGAUAGCCGCAGAACUUAUUCACUAACUGACUAUUUAAAGACUACCUUUUGGAUCAAGUCCUACUCCUUGCGGUGGGUUUCAGAUUUUGAAUACCUCUACAAACAAGAAAACAAUAUCUUGCUAUUCAAUGCUGAACAUGGAAACAGUUCCAUUCUCUUGGAGAACAGUACCCUUGAAAGCUUUGGAGUAACUGAUUAUUCAGUGUCACCCGAUCGACUGUUCGUUCUCUUAGAAUACAACUAUGUGAAGCAAUGGAGACACUCCUACACAGCUUCAUACAUUAUUUACGACUUGAGUAAAAGAGAGUUGAUCACCGAAGAGAAGAUUCCAAAUAAUACACAGUGGAUUGCAUGGUCACAAGAAGGUCAUAAAUUGGCAUAUGUCUGGAAGAAUGAUAUUUACGUUAAAAUUGAACCACAUUUACCUAGUCUUAGGAUCACAGCAACAGGAGAAGAAAAUGUAAUAUAUAAUGGAAUAAAUGACUGGGUUUAUGAAGAGGAAAUCUUCGGUGCCUACUCGGCACUGUGGUGGUCUCCAAACAGCACUUUUCUAGCUUAUGCCCAGUUCAAUGACACAGGAGUGCCACUCAUUGAAUACUCCUUCUAUUCUGAUGAGUCACUGCAGUACCCCAAGACAGUGUGGAUUCCAUACCCAAAGGCAGGAGCUGUGAAUCCAACUGUAAAGUUCUUUAUUGUAAAUACAGACUCUCUCAGCUCAACCACAAGUACGGCUCCCGUCCAAAUCACUGCUCCUGAAUCUGUGGCAACAGGGGAUCACUACUUAUGUGAUGUGGUGUGGGUUACAGAAGAAAGAAUUUCCUUGCAGUGGCUCAGGAGGAUUCAGAACUAUUCCGUGAUGGCUAUCUGUGACUAUGAUAAGGCCAACCUAACUUGGAACUGUCCAUCGGCACAGCAGCAUGUUGAAAUGAGUACCACAGGCUGGGUUGGAAGAUUUAGGCCUGCAGAACCCCACUUCACCUCUGAUGGAGGCAGCUUCUACAAGAUCACCAGCGACAAAGAUGGCUACAAACACAUCUGCCACAUCCCGAAAGAUAAGAAAGACUGUACAUUUAUUACAAAAGGAGCCUGGGAAGUCAUUAGUAUCGAAGCUCUGACCAGCGAUUAUCUAUACUACAUUAGUAAUGAAUAUAAAGAAAUGCCAGGAGGAAGAAAUCUUUAUAAAAUCCAACUUACUGACCACACCAAUGUGAAGUGUCUUAGUUGUGACCUGAAUCCAGAAAGAUGUCAGUAUUAUUCGGUGUCAUUUAGUAAAGAUGCAACGUACUAUCAGCUGGGAUGUUGGGGCCCUGGUCUGCCACUCCACACUCUGCAUCGCAGCACCGACCAUAAAGAGCUACGAGUCCUGGAAGACAAUUCUGCUUUGGAUAAAAUGCUCCAGGAUGUUCAAAUGCCUUCAAAAAAAUUGGACUUCAUUGUUUUGAAUGGAACAAGGUUUUGGUAUCAAAUGAUCUUGCCUCCUCAUUUUGAUAAAUCCAAGAAAUAUCCUCUACUGUUAGACGUAUAUGCAGGACCCUGUAGUCAAAAAGCAGAGCCUUCUUUCAGACUGAACUGGGCCACUUACCUUGCAAGCACAGAAAAGAUCAUAGUAGCUAGCUUUGACGGCAGAGGAAGUGGUUACCAAGGAGAUAAGAUCAUGCAUGCGAUCAACAGAAGACUGGGAACGUUGGAAGUUGAAGAUCAAAUUGAAGCAGCCAGGCAAUUUUUAAAAAUGGGAUUUGUGGACAGCAAGCGAGUUGCGAUUUGGGGCUGGUCAUAUGGAGGGUACGUAACCUCAAUGGUCCUGGGAUCUGGAAGUGGCGUGUUCAAGUGUGGAAUAGCCGUGGCACCCGUGUCACGGUGGGAGUACUAUGACUCAGUGUACACAGAGCGUUACAUGGGUCUCCCAACUCCAGAAGACAACCUUGACCAUUACAGGAACUCAACAGUCAUGAGCAGAGCUGAAAAUUUUAAACAAGUUGAGUACCUCCUUAUUCACGGAACGGCAGAUGAUAAUGUUCACUUUCAGCAAUCAGCUCAGAUCUCCAAAGCCCUGGUGGAUGCUGGUGUGGAUUUCCAAGCAAUGUGGUACACGGACGAAGACCAUGGGAUCGCUAGCAACACAGCUCACCAGCACAUCUAUUCCCACAUGAGCCACUUCCUCCAGCAGUGCUUCUCCUUACACUAGCACAGGCCAGUUAUCCACAACUUAUUUAAGAACACGUUUGUUCUCAUUAUCUCAAAGCUGCACUGUUAAGAUGACGAUCUUAAUAAUGUGGCAUCGAGAAAUUUCAGGCUACUUUCCAGUUUUAUACCUGCUGUCUUAACUACGGAUGCCUGUCUCCAGAACAGAUUAUUACCUUACAGCAAUUUGGAUUUUCCCCUCUGUUUUGUUUAUCAUUUAAAAUCAUUUCCACAUCAGCUGCUGAAACAACAAAUAUAAAUUAGUUUUACAAGAGCUAUGCAUAGAUUUCCUGAGCAGAAUUUCAAUUUUUUUUCCUUACUAGACUAGUCCAAAUCUUCUUUCCUUAUUUAAGGGGGUGACAAGAUGUGGGUGAUGAUGUCAUUAGGGCAGCAACAAGAGAAGAGGGAACAGGGAGUAUGGCUAGAAACCCAGGUCCAAGCAUACAAACCCAACUACUGUCAGCUCGCCUCAAGAAGAGCUGUUCACUGCCAGACUGGCACAGUUUUCCGAGAAAGACUAUUCAAACAGUCUCAGGAAAUCAUAUAUGCAAAGCACUGACUUCUAAGUAAAACCACAGCAGUUGAAUAGACUCCAAAGAAAUGUAAGGGAAGCUGCCAGCAAUGUAAGGGCCCCAGGUGCCAGUUAUGGCUAUAGGUGCUACAAAAACACAGCAAGGGUGACGGGAAAGCAUUGUAAAUGUGCUUUUAAAAAAUUACUGAUGUCUUCUAGUGAGAAGAGGCAGCUUGGAACAUAUCGACUUGCCCUGUUAAAAGUUGAAAAUAUUUGUGUCACAAAUUCUAACAUGAAGGAAUACUUGCGUCAGUUUUUUCUUGACUUCAUUUCUUUGAACAUUUUAAUUAAAAUAGUUUAACUUCAUUAGCUUUUUUUAAUGGAAAAUUAAA